This is a messenger RNA of Boeremia exigua, 270 nucleotides long. RefSeq lists its product as uncharacterized. The record is from RefSeq and is a predicted model, not a curated record. The transcript has a single exon. NCBI's taxonomy places the organism in Eukaryota, Fungi, Ascomycota, Dothideomycetes, Pleosporales, Didymellaceae. The annotation marks the transcript as partial.
UCUCUACGACAGGACCCAUACGUUCUAGCGUACCGCUACAAGGACUAUAUGGAAGAGCACCCGAUGCAGCGCCACCUAUCUGGUCAUGAAUACUCCAAUAAGUACUUUGAGAACCUUCUAGCUAACCAGCCUGAACCCGAUGCCGAUGCCGUAGACGACCGUUCACGUGCGGUAAGGUACGCGAAGGAGCGCUAUGAAUGUUACUAUGAGAUCCGGGACAUCGAGCGUAUCAUUGGAUGGCUGAACGAGGCAGAAGAGAAGCCGGUUGCC